This is a messenger RNA of Cloeon dipterum, 1577 nucleotides long. RefSeq lists its product as uncharacterized. Gene Ontology annotation, molecular function: glycosyltransferase activity. The transcript has 4 exons. Bases 136 to 1227 code for a protein of 363 amino acids. The record is from RefSeq and is a predicted model, not a curated record. NCBI's taxonomy places the organism in Eukaryota, Metazoa, Arthropoda, Insecta, Ephemeroptera, Baetidae. Gene Ontology annotation, cellular component: cytoplasm.
CAAAGGUUAAGUCAAGAGACGUACUACCUUUACGGCGCUUACUAUGACAGUCGGCCUAAAGUCGGGCCGGCAGUCAGGAUUCUGGGGGUCCGAGAAAAGGCCGGACUCAACUACUCCACUGAAAUUUACUGCCAAAUGUGGUUCUCAUAUGGCCAAAACCCCAUCAUAGUCAAGGUGGACUACAUCCAAUACCUAUUUCGCGACGAGUGGGGCUCUCACGAUGAGGAGCAGAAACCGUACAUGCUGAGUUGCAUGGUGCCCCCAGAAUAUCAAGGCUCCGUGCCCGACUCGGUCUCCUUGGUCGAAAGUCCAUGCGAAAACGCAACAAAUAACCUGCGCGUUAUCAACAACCGAGCAAAGGGCGAAAAAGAGGACUUUUUCGUUUGUGUCAAAUGUCUCAAUUUUAAAUACACUCCUGAGAUUGCCGUCAGGCUCGUCGAGUGGAUUGAACUAUUGAAGAUUCUCGGUGCAAAUAAAAUUGUUUUUUAUGCCUUACAGAUAAAUCCUGACAUCUCCAAAGUUUUGAAGCAUUAUAAAGAAACGUGGAAUAUCGAGGUGAUCCAAACCUCUUUACCAGGGACUCUGCCCAACGUUCCUGAAUUCAUGUACGCUUAUCUCUCACAAAGAGUCGAACAGCAGUGUUUCCAGGAGCUGAUCGACUACAAUGACUGUUACUACCAAAAUUUCAAUCUUUACAAUUAUGCAGUGCUGAUCGACAUUGAUGAAGUCAUUUUGCCCGGAGGGUCGCUAAGGACGUGGAAAGAAAUGCUCAAGAAAGUGCCAAUUUCGAAGGGACAGAAACCGAGUGACGUGCAAACUUUCUCGGCGCGCAACGUCUUCUUCAUGGACGACAAGGAGCGGUUCCCUGACUGGAACGACGACAUCCCUCGCUACAUGCAUAUGUUGCAGCACGUACAUCGGAUGGCUUACUAUAGUCACAUCUCGAUUCGCGCCAAGUCGUUCCACUCGACGCGAUAUGCCCUAGCGCUGCAUAACCACUUUGGCCGGACGUGCAUCUCGCCGGAAGGGAAACUAUUGGACUGGUGCGAGGGAAGCGUGAUCCCCGUCGAGUUAGGCUACCUGCACCACUACUGUGUCAAGAGAUCUAAAGAAGAAUGCACUUUUGGCAGAGGGCCAAAUUCUACUGUAGACAAUAACAUUUGGAAGUACAAAGACGAGUUAAUUGCUGCCACAAAACACGUGUUAACCAGUGUGGGGAUUUUGUAGUGCUUUGUUAGCUGUAUAAAUACUUUAGUGUAGCAGGUUGAUUUAAAAUAGGUAAAAUAGGAAACAAGAUUUAAAGCUGUAGGUUUUUAACAGCAUUAACAAUUUAUGUUAAGGUUAUUGACCAUCUUUGAUUAAUCGUUUUGGUAAAUUAUGUUGAUUAAAAAUUAAUAAAAAAAGUUAAAGAUGUUGCCUCCUUCAUAACUUUUAUAAGCUUGUCAUUUUACUAAAUUUUUUGUGCCGAGUUUAAUUAGUCCCUUCUUUGGUUUUUGCGGUUUUUGCAAAUAAAUUCAUAGAAACUACCCUCUCUUUAAUUCAAAUGCGAUUAUCUUUUAUUUACAUUUUCACGGAAG